Neltuma alba is the source of this 1796-nucleotide messenger RNA. RefSeq names its product heavy metal-associated isoprenylated plant protein 5-like. Lineage: Eukaryota; Viridiplantae; Streptophyta; Magnoliopsida; Fabales; Fabaceae. Gene Ontology annotation, molecular function: metal ion binding. The coding region runs from base 14 to 781 and encodes 255 amino acids. The record is from RefSeq and is a predicted model, not a curated record. The transcript has 3 exons.
AUACCCUCUACUUAUGGCUCCUGGGUUGCAGAGACCUCGAGUCACAGAGAUACAGGCCCGGAUGGACUGUAAUGGGUGCGUGCAGAGGAUAAAGAAGACUCUUAACAACAUUGAUGGAAUAAAUGAUCUAUACUUCGACCUCCAUCAACAAAAAAUUACAAUCAUUGGGUGGGCAGACCCAGAAUAUAUCAUCAAAGCCAUCAGGAGAACCAAGAGGAAUGCCACCAUUUGCUCGCCUAAUAUUGAACCAACACAGUCUCCAUCUCAACCACCAGAACAAGCCCCAGAUGCAACACCAAAGCAACAAGAAAAUGGGCCACCUGAGAAAUUGCAAGUAGAACCACGCAAAGAGCAACCGCAGCCAACACCACCACCUGAACAGCCACCUGAGGCGACGGCAUUGCCCAAACUCACAGAGGAUAGCUCAAGUCAGCAAUCACGGAGUCGUCCAGAAUCAGAAGAUGAGGAAGAGGUUCACGAGAUAUAUCAGCAUCCACCUAACUACGGAUCCAGAUUUGCCUCUUGCCAUGAAUGUGUUGGACAAGAGGACAGAUACCAUAGCGAAGUAUUUCUACAAGAGCAAACCACGCCAAUAUAUGUGACACACUGCUAUAACACAUACCAGCCUUCACCUUACGUUACCGAAUAUGAAUAUGUCAGCUCAUCCAAGCUCACGCAUUACAGCCGUACGGAACAUUACAGUGCAGAAUACCUUAAUGGAAAUGAAAGUUUCACAUCCAUGUUCAGUGAUGAAAAUCCUAAUUCAUGUACCAUAGUCUAGAUCACCGACAGAUAGUUAUCAGAAGUCAAUAACACUGUUUCUGCCAGAUAGGUUCGUGUAUGAGGCGAUGCUGGCAAUAAUUAGUAAAAAUGUAUAACGUGGAAGGGGGGGGGGUUAGAAUUAUUUGGGUGCAUGUGAGAUUCUGGGGCCAAGAAUUAGAUUCUUUGCUUGCGGGUACCCGAAGAAAUAGUGCCAGAUUCCUUCCUUAAAUGUACAGGGCACAAAUGGUAUUUCAUAUAACAGAAGAUACAAAGGUUUUGUAUAAUACAGUCCAUUCCAUCCUUGAAAUUUGAGCAUAGUUAUGUCAGAAACCAGAACAUCCAGAUGAAGAGAUUUAUGAUUUUCACUGAUAUUCUUUUACAACAUGAGAUUUUUAAUCUCUGCUGAGUUUAUUCUCAAGCAGAAAGUUUCCAUGACGCUUGCACGGUAUCAGAUAACAUUUCUUCUGUUUAGAAAAUGAAGGUAAAAGAGAAGAUCAACACUUAUGCUUUGAUUAUUUAAGCAACAUAAAACUCCCUCUCCAUUUAGGUACUUAUCCCAAGUAAUUUUUACCAUUUUGCGAGAAAAUAUAUUAUUUUAUAAUAUAUACUUCAAGUUAACUUGUACUUUUUUGUAGAAUAGCUACUCUGGAAAAAAAAAUGCAGAGAUGUCAUUUUAAUUAGAAGUAGAUACUUACAUUAAUUAAAAAAAAAUUCAUGAAUAGACUGGAAUGUAUAUAACCUUUCAUUGGCUAAUUACGUUCUUCUACCAAUGACGUGCGUGGUCUCUGUCACGUGCAGCAGAGAAUCAAGGUCCCAGUGACCCACCAAAAAUUUCAUCGUUAUAGUUAGGAGUGAUUUUGUUAUUUAUCCAAGCUAAAUCUACUCAAGUCAUGAUUUUGCAAGAGAAUGAACUCUUGAGGGACAAAAAAUUUAAGAUGGUAACGGAACAGAGACAUUUGGUCAGCUCAUGCACGUUUCACAAGCUACUAACAGCUAAAAUGAAUAAAACUAAGCUUCAAUGAGCCUCCUUUAAU